AUGCAGAUAACACUCGUGUCUGAUCAAAUUGAGUCAGAGAUUAGGGCCAAAUUCGCUGAGCUCGAAGACCAGAAGUCGGACCCUAGAUCUCCCGAGGAGUCAGUUACCGGUGAUAUUGGCAACUCUACCAUAGCACUGAGGCACGUUCGAAGGUAUAUCGAAUUUGUGGAAAAAGAUAUCACUCCCACGUGGAAGCAUGCGGCCGGCACGACACAAUGCAAAGUGCGUUUUCUCGACUUGGGGAUAUUUUUCCAGCCUGGGGAGCUCAUUUACGUGCCAUCACUCUCCGAGUGGCCUCCGGACCAGGUCUGGCUAGGACAGCCAGAGUAUCCCACAACAUCUGGAGACUUCGCACGAUUAGCCGCGAUAGCCUUUCAGGGAACUACAUUUGCAACAUACGACACGCCUCCAAAACUCGAUGGGCAAGGAACUUCAGAUUUGGUGCUAUCACAUCGACUUCGACGGUAUAGCAGUCCAGCGUUCGGCGGCUUCAAGAAUAUAACGCUUCAGGAACAAGGAGAGUGGUUUCAGACCAUCACGUCCACCGAGAGACAUCUCUACUACGACGGCUGGGCUUUCGCUCAUGAGCCAAGGGAGAGUAUCCAACCAGCCGAACAGACUAACUCCGAGUAUGUUGACAGUCAGGCUAUGGUCGACUUCGUCGAGGGCCACAAAUCGAACAACAAUUUUGCUAAAUCCUCCGACCUUCGCUUACGCAAUUGGAAAACUGAAUGGCGGGAAACAACAGACCCAAUGCACAUCUAUUAUUAG
Molecule: messenger RNA, 771 nt
Organism: Talaromyces stipitatus ATCC 10500
Lineage: Eukaryota; Fungi; Ascomycota; Eurotiomycetes; Eurotiales; Trichocomaceae
Exons: 3
Coding region: 1-771 (256 amino acids)
Source: RefSeq, a predicted model, not a curated record